AUGGCUUUUGAGGUGAAGGCUGGCAUCCUGAAGAGGCUCCAGGCAGGUGGCAAUGGCGUCCAGCGUGCGGCGUCUGCACCGCCCCCAGUCCCGCCACCAGCGCCGCCCCCAGCGCCACCACCACCUCCUGAGCCGGAGCCGGAGGUGAAGUCCUGCGUGGAAGGGGUGGAACUCUUCGGGGAUGUUUGCUGGUUUGCUGACCUGGAGCUACGGGGACGGCUUCUGGAAGAAGUCAAGCAGGCCCAUGCUGCGGAGAAGAUCUUGGUGGCUUUGCCUUCGGAGGAGAUCCCACGGAUCCUCACCAAGAAAGGCGGCCAAGUGCUGGGUGCCGGGGCAGUGUUGCGCUUGGGAGGUGUGCAUCAUGGUGGCUAUGGGGAGUCGGAUAUCAACUAUGCUUACCGGCAACUUUCGCGAGCUCUGCAUCCAGACAAGAACCCAGGGAUCGAAGAGGCUCACGACGCAUUCAAGCGGCUGGGUGAGGCGGCAGAGGACCCACCAAGCUAUGCAUCGCAACGGUUUGCCCAAGAAGUAGUACCUGACGGUGAUUUAAUCGCUAACGCGAGACCGCCUCGGCGAUUGUGGUCGAGGCGAGAGUGCAUGCUAGCAGGCACAGCAUACGCUGCAGCCAUCUGGGCCCGGACAGGCGCAAGGGCACUGGCCCCCACUGGCGCCCAGAAGGAGUCUGAGGCCAGCCUUUGCGGAACGCAGCAGACCAGCCAGACGCCCCCUCCAUACCCCCCCACCUAA
Molecule: messenger RNA, 747 nt
Organism: Symbiodinium pilosum
Lineage: Eukaryota; Dinophyceae; Suessiales; Symbiodiniaceae
Source: the annotation of a GenBank genome assembly